Molecule: messenger RNA, 3971 nt
Organism: Danio aesculapii
Lineage: Eukaryota; Metazoa; Chordata; Actinopteri; Cypriniformes; Danionidae
Product: chondroitin sulfate synthase 3-like
Cellular component (GO): Golgi cisterna membrane
Molecular function (GO): glucuronosyl-N-acetylgalactosaminyl-proteoglycan 4-beta-N-acetylgalactosaminyltransferase activity
Source: RefSeq, a predicted model, not a curated record
UUUGUCCCGUUACAUCAGUGCGCCCAGAGGCUCAAACCGGAGAAACUAGAAUGCUUCAGAGUCGAGAAGGAAAAGUUCCGUUUCCUCGCGUCAAACUGUGAGGAAAAUGGCGAGUCUGUGGAGGCUGAAGAAGCUUAACGAGCAGAAAGCUUAUGUGAAUGGAGUAUAUUUUUACAUUGAGGUGAAGAAACUGUGUCUUCAACGGAGUACAGAACAACGCGAGCGUUCAUUGCGUGGAAAAGGAAACGUCAACUUUGUAAACGUUACAGUAUGACGCGUAAUGUGGAUUAUAUGCGCCGUUGGCAGCGACCGAAAGAAUUAUAAGAAACUCUUCCGCGUCGAACAGGAGAGAAUUUAUCACGUUUGGAUGGAUUUUAACGUAUAGAAAUUGUGAUCGAUACAUUUGAAAGAUGUUUACCUCGCGUAUAACGGGACAACACUCACCUUCGGUUCGCGCGACUUGCGCGCGAACGCACUUUGCAGAUAUUAGAUAAUCACAGUCGGUCAUUUCACUCCAGUAUGCCCAUAUCAGUUUGAGGAGAUUGUUGUGUAUGACUAAUCUGCUGUAUUGACUGUGCGAUGGCCCUCAGGUCCAGAAGACCGUUGGUGAGCGUCAUCGUGGGGGUUUUUCUGGGCUUCACCGCCGCGUCGUGGCUGGUUGUCCCCAGAGUUGUGGAGACCAGUGUGAAGAACAGAAGAUCUUCAGUUUGUACAUACUACAGUAAUGCCAGGGCUCAGGCUAAAGUUUCAGACACCGCCCACAGUACCUUGUCCACCAAUGGCAGACGCAAGCAGCUGCAGCCGCUCUCCAGCCAGGAAGGCAGUGAUGAAGGUGAAGAGGAGCUGUACAGGACAGGGAACAGUAGUGAUGGAGCGGGACCUAUACCUCCAGCUAACAGCUUUCUGUAUGUGGGGGUCAUGACAGCCCAAAAGUACCUGGCCUCCAGGGCCGUGGCUGCCUACAGGACAUGGACCCCCAGUAUCCCCGGCCGAGUGGAGUUCUUCUCCAGUGAGGGCUCUGAGAAUGUGCCCUUGCCAAUCGCAGUGCCCGUCAUCUCGCUGACUGGGGUGGAUGAUUCCUACCCCCCUCAGAAGAAGUCUUUCAUGAUGCUAAAGUACAUGCACGACCAUUAUCUGGAUAAAUAUGAGUGGUUUAUGAGGGCUGAUGAUGAUGUCUACAUCAGAGGUGAGAAGCUGGAGUCAUUCCUUCGAUCUCUUAACAGUAGUAAGCCACUGUAUCUGGGUCAGACAGGUCUUGGUACCACAGAGGAGUUGGGUAAAUUAGCCUUGGAGCCCGGAGAGAACUUCUGCAUGGGUGGUCCCGGGAUGAUCUUCAGCCGAGAAGUUCUCCGCAGGAUGGUGCCACACAUUGGGUCCUGUCUCAGGGAAAUGUACACUACUCACGAAGAUGUGGAGAUAGGACGCUGCGUCAGACGUUUUGGAGGAACCCAGUGCGUCUGGUCAUAUGAGAUGCAGCAGUUGUUCUAUGAGAACUAUGAGCACAACAAGAAAGGAUUCAUUCAGGAACUUCACAGUAGCAAGAUCCAUAACGCCAUCACGCUGCACCCCAACAAGCGUCCAGCUUACCAGUACCGGCUACACAGCUACCUUCUUAGCCGGAAGAUCUCUGAGCUGCGGUACCGCACUAUUCAGCUGCACCGUGAAGGCGUCACUAUGAGCCAUCUCAGCAACACUGCUGUGCAGUGGGAGGACCAGUUACUGGGUGCGCCACCUUCCUACACUCGCUACCGGCCAACAGAACGUGAAGAAGUCAUCGAGUGGGACUUUGUUACCGGUAGGCACCUGUACUCCACCGGUGAGAAGCAGAUGCCCCGUCAGGGUCUUGGAAACCUGGUCCGCUCAGCACUAGAAGAUACAGUGCUUCAAGUAAUGGAAAUGAUCAAUGAGAACUCCAAAACUCGAGGCCGCAUCAUAGAUUUCAAAGAGAUCCAGUAUGGUUAUAGACGAGUGGAUCCACUUCAUGGUGCCGAAUACAUCUUGGACCUUCUGCUACUUUACAAGAAGCACAAGGGUAGGAAAGUGACAGUGCCGGUACGCAGACACGCCUACCUUCAGCAGUCCUUCAGUCGGCCGUUCUUCAGCGAGACAGAGGAACUGGAUAUUGGCGAGCUACAAGAUGUCAUCAAUGGCGACUCUCGAUCACUCUCUUUCCUCUCCAGCUCGCUUAAGAUCUUCUCUUCCUUCCAAAAUGCAGAUUCCACAAAAGAGAUGCAGGAGCAGAGCCAGACAAAAGUCCACUUUCUUGUACCGCUGACUGGGCGCUACGAAAUAUUUGUACGAUUCAUGGAAAACUUUGAGAGAGUCUGUUUGAUCCCCAACCAGAAUGUAAAACUGACCAUAAUUCUAGUUGAUAAUGAUACAAACCAGGAUAAGGAAAGACAUCUAGAGCUGAUCAAGGAAUAUCACAACAGAUAUCCCAAAGCAGACCUAUCUAUCAUUCCUAUGACAGGAGGCUUCUCUCGGGGUCUGGCUCUUGAGAUAGGCUCUUCUCAGCUAAGGAACAACUCGCUGUUGUUUUUCUGCGAUGUGGACCUGAUCUUCAACACCGAUGCCCUUCAAAGGUGUCGAGACAACACCAUUGAGGGAAGCCAAGUCUAUUUCCCUGUCGUCUUCAGUCAGUAUGAUCCCAAAAUAGUCUAUGCCGGUGACCCACCAGAAGACAGCAACUUUGUUUUUACCAAGAAAAGCGGAUUUUGGAGGGAUUAUGGAUUUGGUAUCACCUGCAUAUUCAAAAGCGACUUGCUCAAAGCUGGCGGGUUUGAUACUGCAAUACAAGGCUGGGGUCUAGAAGAUGUUGAUUUGUUCACGAAAGUCAUUAAUUCUGAUUUGAAAGUGUUUCGCUCUCAAGAACCAGGUAUUGUGCAUAUUUAUCACCCAGUCUCUUGUGACACACAUUUAGAGCCCAAGCAAUACAAAAUGUGUGUUGGAUCAAAAGCGAGCACUUACGCAUCCACGAUGCAGUUGGCCGAAUUGUGGUUGUCCAAACAUUUAGGCAUCGGUUAUAACAGGACUUCCUCCUGAUACUCCAACCAGUCCCUGUGCAGAAAUCACUGGAGUUUACCUCAGAUCUGCAAACAGCAAUGCAUUCACUGUAUGUGUGAGUAUCUGUAGGGGUUCUGGGUCAAUGUAUGUCAUUUUGGUACACUCCAGCAACUUCAGAGCAACGUUUGCUACAUAGUCUGUUACAGCAUCUUCCAAAGUAUAUUUAUUGGACAGGUCUGAAAAGUCCCUUUAGGGCUCAUGCUGUCUUUUCCAAUCUGUUCAUAUGGUCAGGUGCAUGCUCAUGUCAUGAAAACCACAAUUGAUGUGGUUGAAUUGAAUUUAAUGAGGUUCUAAAGCAAUGGUCUCAAACUCAAUUCCUGGAGGGCCACAGCUCUGCACAGUUUAGCUCCAACCACCUCCAACUCUCACCUGCUUAAUCGCCUCUAGUAGUCUUGAAAAAUCCGUUGUGUUUGAUUAGGGUUGGAGCAAAAUCAUGUAGAGCUCCAGGAAUCCAGUUUGAGACCUAUGUUUUAAGGAAUAAGGAGAUUGUUUUCUUUGUAUGUCAUUUAAAAGAAACAAGCUAUUUCACAUUGCAGUGGUUAUAAUAAAUCUAUUAAUAAUUAUGACAAUAAUAAUAAUAAUAAUGUACAGAUUUGCCACAAAUGUGCUUUAAAUUCCCUUGCUUGGGAAAGUGUCAGGACAAAUCGAGUUUUCUUAAUUCUAUUUUAAGGAGAAAUGCCGUACCGUAUUGGAGUAUUUUUUUUAAUGGACGUUAACUGUUUUAUUUUAUGUUCUACUUGCUCUAUGAUUUUAUGGUACUGGUUACCUUGUGACUUUUGUUUCCUUGUGUGCUACAACAACUUGCUUUGUGUCUUUUCAAUUGAUUUUAAUUUGUCUGUUUGUUGGCAGAAAAAAACUCGGUGGCAUUUAAAUUAUUUAUAAUAAAAUUCUGAAAUGUAUACUUGAAA